Molecule: messenger RNA, 1023 nt
Organism: Symbiodinium natans
Lineage: Eukaryota; Dinophyceae; Suessiales; Symbiodiniaceae
Source: the annotation of a GenBank genome assembly
AUGGAGAUUCGUUCGAGCGCACCGACGCAACGGGUGAAGCAACGCGGAGAGCUCGACGUGACCGAGGACGUCCCACAGCUGAAGAAGUGGGCUGCGCUCCAGAAGCGGGUCUGUGGCGCCUGUGGUUUGCGGGCCGCCCUGCUGUGUUGCCUGCUGCUCAUCUUCACGGCUGGGGUGCAGCAGCUGGUCCAUGAGAAGUUUAAGUUCGAGACCCUCUACCCCGACUUCGAAGCGGGCACGGCAUCCUGUGACAAGGCCAAGGCACCACCCGAGGCACUACGUCUUGGAGGUAUCCUGUCCUUCUUCUCGCAGGAUGGACUCUCCGUCGGCCUCACCUCGCUGUGGCCCAGGAUCGCGAACGCCACCCAGGCCAACCACCAAGCCUUCGCGUCCUUGCUUGGUGUGCCCUACAAGCAGGUCACUUCCGGGCACCGCCGCUGCGGUAAGAUGAGGGCGGUCGCCGAAGCUUUGAAGUGUAUCGCCCCCGGAACAUGGCUCUUCUUCAUUGACGCCGAUGCGGCCUUCAAGGCCAGCGUGACGCCGUGCGCGCCCGCUCCUUCUCUGAGCCCGAUGCACUGCGAUGCCUUGGCGUGGCAUGGAAACACGACACAGGGAAGGGGCAAGUGCCCAUCGUCCAUCAGGGCACUUGCCGCGUUUCACGGCAACGUCUUUCGCUAUUCUGGCCGGGAUCCGAGCCUCCUGAACUUGUGGCCCUUCGGCUUGUUCGCCGUCCGGCACGAUGCCUUCGGCCUUGACUGGCUGGAGAGGGUGGCCAGCCGCUUGGAGUCCGAGCUGCUGCUCUGCCGCCUGAGCUCGAUUCCGGAAAGGAAGGCCGCAUUCUGGGUCACCACGCCGGCAGACAAGUGCAAGAUUUGGCCCAAUGACCAGUGGUUCUCCUCCUACUUUCUCCACCUCACCAGCGGCACGGAGGAGAACAUCAAGGGCGACGCCGCGCGAACCGAAGCCUUCCUGGAGAUGGUUGAACGGGAAAGCCGAGCUCUCGAGGCUGCCAUGGCGAGAUGA